AUGUUCUCCACUUCAUUCCUUAUUGCUGCCAUUCUUUCUGCCCCCGCUUUCGCUGCAGUUGGUCCCGUUGCUGACUUGACUCUCGUCAACGCUCAAGUUGCUCCCGAUGGCUUCAGUCGCUCAGCCGUCACCGCUGGUGGAACUAUCCCUGGUCCUGUCCUCAAAGCCAAUGUCGGCGACAGGUUCCAGCUGAACGUCAUCGACGCGUUAACGGACAAGACCAUGCUGCUUAGUAGUUCUAUUCACUGGCACGGCUUCUUUCAAUCCGGCACUUCAUGGGCUGACGGCCCUGCUUUCAUUACCCAAUGCCCCAUUGCGCAGAACCAGUCGUUCUUAUAUGACUUCUCCACAGCUGGCCAGCCAGGCACAUUUUGGUACCAUUCGCAUCUAUCGACCCAAUAUUGUGAUGGACUUCGUGGGGUUAUGGUCGUCUACGACCCAAACGAUCCCCACAAGGAUCUCUACGAUGUUGACGACGACAGCACAAUAAUUACUCUUGCCGAUUGGUACCAUGCUCCGACCCACACUCUUCCUAAUCCCCCCACUCUCGUUUCCACCCUCAUUAACGGCCUUGGACGCUAUGCUGGCGGCCCUACUUCCCAACUUGCUGUUAUCUCGGUCACUCAGAACAAGCGGUAUCGCUUCCGUCUUGUCUCGCUCUCUUGCGAUCCCAACUUCGUCUUCACCAUUGACAACCACCUGAUGACCAUUAUCGAAGUAGACAGCGUGAACACGCAGCCCUUGACGGUAGAUUCCAUUCAGAUCUUCGCCGGACAGCGUUACUCCUUUGUACUCAACGCCAAUCAACCCGUGAACAACUAUUGGGUUCGCACUGUUGCUAACGGAGGAACGAAGGGCUUUGCGAAUGGCAUCAACUCUGCUAUUCUCCGCUAUGCCGGUGCCAAUAAUGUUGACCCUACCACCACCCAGACCACCGCCACCAAGGCCCUUCUCGAGACUGAUCUUCAUCCGCUCGUUGCGCGCAGCGUCCCGGGAGCCCCCAUUCGCGGAGGUGCCGAUGUCAAUCUCAACCUUGCCAUUGCCUUCAGCGGCGGCCAUUUCACCGUCAACGGCGCCCAAUUCAUCCCUCCGACUGCUCCUGUCCUUCUCCAGAUCCUCAGUGGUGCCCAUACCGCAGCUGAGUUACUGCCAAAAGGAACCCUUUAUACUCUUCCACCCAACAAGGUUGUCGAGCUUUCCAUUCCAGGAGGAACGACAGGAGCUCCACAUCCUAUGCACUUGCACGGUCAUAACUUCUGGGUCGUUCGCAGCGCCGGCAGCACAGUCUACAACUACGACAACCCUGUCAUCCGCGACGUUGUGAGCACGAGCUCCUCAAAGAACGACAACGUAACUAUCCGCUUCGAGACAGACAACAGCGGCCCGUGGUUCCUCCAUUGCCAUAUCGACUUCCAUCUCGAGACCGGCCUCGCUAUCGUAUUUGCUGAAGACACAGACACCAUCGCCAACUCCGUUCAGCCCGACGCGUGGGACACCCUGUGCCCUACCUACAACAACUUGACCCCUCCACAACUGGGCGGUGUCUAG
Mycena indigotica is the source of this 1548-nucleotide messenger RNA. Its product is annotated as Laccase 1. Bases 1 to 1548 code for a protein of 515 amino acids. The transcript has 12 exons. The record is from RefSeq and is a predicted model, not a curated record. Lineage: Eukaryota; Fungi; Basidiomycota; Agaricomycetes; Agaricales; Mycenaceae. Gene Ontology annotation, molecular function: oxidoreductase activity; copper ion binding.